Molecule: messenger RNA, 1092 nt
Organism: Penicillium robsamsonii
Lineage: Eukaryota; Fungi; Ascomycota; Eurotiomycetes; Eurotiales; Aspergillaceae
Exons: 1
Coding region: 1-1092 (363 amino acids)
Source: RefSeq, a predicted model, not a curated record
AUGGCCGCAACUCAUGGGCCAGCAACUCACCUUCCAGCAGGUCCCAUGGCUAUUUCAGCCCCUACACCGGAUGAUGAGGUACGGGAGUACGAAAAAAUCUUAGCCAUCAAUGACCAAGUCUUCUCGGGCACUCAUCCCCGGCUCAAUGUUCCCCAGCACCUGGUGCGCAAGUCGGGGAAAAAUGUCCAAAAUGUCCCUCUUCGAACUCAUUUACUUAAAAAUCCUCCCCCAAAAGCUGUAUCGGCGAAUGUGCCUGUGGCUGGAGCCACAAAACAGCCUUACAAUAGCUCCCAGAGUGCCUCGGCCAGAAACGCCUUGCCCACAGCACCACAACCCGCCCGUGUGGCUUCAAAACCUACAUCCGAGAUCGAUCCUAUCUUCUUGACCAAGUCCGAUGACCUAAUCAGGGCGGAACUACAGUUACAAAGGCAGAGGUUGGAAAGGGCACUGCGUGAUCAAGUGGAGCUGAAGAAACAAGAGAUCAAACAGAGACCUGCGGUUCAAGACACGAAGCCUGACUUUGAUGUCUCUGAGGUUUUCAAACAAGCUCUUGAGGUGGUGAAACCAGUCUCGCUGAGCGAUGUGUCUGAGGCGAGUGGUCCUGGUGGUGCAGCCAGUGACUCCUUCGACGACAAUUCAUUUUACUCCAGUAGAGCUCCUGACUCGCCUCCCCAGACUGGCGGACAACCAAAGUCAUCCCCCGUGGCUAUAAUUGCACCCACAGGGCCUGUCACGCAUGUUCCAGUAACCCAUUACGCAGAUGAGUUGCAGCGACUUGAAGCUCUCAACCGUCCUGGAUCUGAUCAGGAAAUGCCAGAUGCUUACCUUGUUGCUGACCAGCGUCACUCCCAUUCUCAGAAGCAGGGCCGCUACCACAAAGCUGAGGCUCCCGUCAGCCGCUUCCGCGAUUCGCAUCAAUUCGAGACUGUGGACGAACCCGAAUAUUCUCCACCUGCUCCAGCAGCGCCGCCACCGGAUCAUCCUGAACACCCGCGUGAGGUAGAAAGUGGUGCUGGAAGAAAAUCUCGGCCAGAUGCUAGAUACACCGACCGAACCCGCGAUAUUCGCAAGCCCCCUCUCCUACAAGCGUGA